Messenger RNA from Pecten maximus, 2685 nucleotides. Its product is annotated as ATP-dependent RNA helicase DDX51-like. NCBI's taxonomy places the organism in Eukaryota, Metazoa, Mollusca, Bivalvia, Pectinida, Pectinidae. Gene Ontology annotation, cellular component: nucleus. The transcript is spliced from 16 exons. Gene Ontology annotation, molecular function: nucleic acid binding; ATP binding. The coding region runs from base 179 to 2209 and encodes 676 amino acids. The record is from RefSeq and is a predicted model, not a curated record.
AUUUUUCCACGUAGCUUAGGGUGAAGGUCAUUUGACAGGAAACAAAAUUUGGCACGUUUUGAUUGGAAGGUUUUCGCUUCCGGUUCCCAUCAGGCCCUCUUCAAAAUGCCUGCAUCACGGAUAAAGCAUGUGCUCUUGCUUGUAGUUUAAUAUUGUUCGAAUAACAGACGACUUUAAAAUGGCACUUUUCUCAGUCUCCAGGUACAUGGGAGAGGAGGAUGACCCUGACAAAAAUGAAAAAGAUUUGACGGCUUCAAAAAUACUAGAGAAAAUAAAAACAGAGGCGAAGCAACGCAAAGCUGACAGGGAGUCCAAGAGGAAAAAGGCUGAAGAGAAUGACAAUGCUACAAACAACAGAGAGCAAGUCUCAUCAGAGCCAGAGAAAAGUCAUGGGAGUGAAAGAAAGAAAAGGAAAAGAAAAGCUGAGGAGGAAACGAUGGAAGUGAAUGAAGGAUCCUUGAAAGAAAAGAAGAAAAAGAAACGUAAAUCAAAAGAAAAUGGUAAGGAAAUGCAGCAAGAAGAAAAGACGGAUAUUGGUAUAGAAGAACAAAAAUUGAUGGAUGAGCAUGAACAUAAACAGAUGGAUGAGCAUGCAGUUGAUAUGAAAGGAAAAGACAGUGUUGAUGUUGACGACAUAACAGAGAUAGACAAUGAGAAGAAGUUUCCAGUGCUUGGGAAUUUUAAGCAUAAAGCUGUCCAAAAGGUAAACCGUGUCCUCCCUGACUGGUUAGCAAGUCCCAGUAUCAUCACCACUGAUCUACGAUCUAGUACACUUCCAGUGACAGAGAUGGCUGGACUUGAUCCCCAACUUGUGGUACAGCUACAAGAAAACAACAUAUCACAUUUUUUCCCUGUGCAGAUGCAAGUAAUCCCCAUGCUGCUGGACACACUAUGUGUUGGAGGAACAGUAGGCAAGGCUGGCUAUUGGCCCAGUGACAUCUGUGUGUCUGCACCCACUGGUAGUGGCAAAACACUGGCUUUUGUCCUCCCGAUAAUCCAGGCUCUGAAGGGACGUGUAUACAGACAAGUUACUGCUCUGGCAGUUUUACCAGUGAGAGAUCUGGCCAUACAGGUGUACAAGGUUUUCCAGACCUACAGUAAAGGCACAGACCUCAAGGUGGGCAUUCUCACUGGACAGAAAGCUUUCAAGCUGGAACAGCAAACACUAGUCAGAAGGAGUCUCCGUGGCUACCAGAGUCUAGUGGAUAUUAUUGUAGCAACACCUGGCCGACUUGUAGACCACAUCAACCAGACACCUGGUUUUGAUCUCUCAGGUCUGCGUUUCCUUGUGAUAGACGAAGCUGACAAAAUGAUGGAACUUAUCAAACAAGAUUGGCUUCUUAGGUUGGAGAAUGCUGUCUAUAAAAGCUCUCGGCCACGACCAGAAAUCCUUACUCCCAACAGUUGCCUGAAACCUCAGAUACCUUUACAGAAGCUGCUGUUUUCUGCGACACUGUCACAGAACCCUGAAAAACUUCAGCAGCUGAACUUGUUCCUACCCAAACUCUUUACAUCUACUGUAAAGGAGACACAGCUGAAGCCUGAAAACAUUGUGUGUGGAAAUGAUGAUAGCCAAUCAGCGGACACAACAGACAAACAAGGUGAAUUUGUGGGAAAGUACACAACCCCACAAGGAUUGAGUGAGUAUUUUGUGGAAUGUACUGCUGCCACCAAACCCCUGAUAUUGCUCCACUUUCUACACAGUCUCAUGCUCACCAAUGUACUCUGCUUUGUCAACUCGGUGGAAGCUGCACAUAGGCUGUAUCACCUAAUCCGAUUGGUUGGAGGGAAGGAGGUGCGCGAGUUCUCCUCUGGUCUCCAGACAAACAGAAGGAAGCGAAUCCUCAAAGAAUUCUCUAAUGGAAAAGUGGACAUCAUCAUCUGUACAGAUGCCAUGGCCAGAGGAAUGGAUAUAGACAAUGUCAAGUUUGUGAUAUCCUACGACCAAACACCCAACAUCAAGACUUACAUCCACCGUAUAGGGCGUACAGCUCGAGCAGGCAAAGCAGGCACUGCCAUUACCCUGCUACAAAACAAAGAGUUUUAUCACUUCAAAAAGAUGACGCGCGAGGCUGGAAAGUCCAAAAUCAGGGAACAGAAAGUCUCUGAGGAAUCUCUAGAACCCAUCAUCCCAGCAUUCAAGAAAGCACUGGAAGAGGUGCCUCACAUUCUCAAGGCUGAAAAGAUAAAGAAAAGUUCUAAUGGAUGAAAGCUCGCUGUUGGUGGUAAUUUGGGAGAAGAAGUACUUCACUAGCUUGUCACUAGGGACAGCCAUGAUUCCUGGUCUGUCCAUAACUUCAACAAUAAUUUCCCAAACUUCAACAACGAAUUUCCAAAUGACUGGUCUGUUGUCGGAGGGGUGUGAACCAUCACAAGUGUCCAGUACCAGUGAUGUUAAAUCCAAAACAUGCGAAUUUUGGAUUUCAUACCAGAAAAAAAUCUGUCAACUAGUUGUGUUGGAAUUAUAGAGCUGGCCUCUAUAGAUAACUUGACUAUGGCUAAGUCAAGUCUUGUCCAUUGCAAUACUUCAACUUCCAAUUUUACAAUGUUUGGUACAAACAAGAAUAUUAGAAAAACACCAUAUUAAACUAAUUCUAGAAAUUCUUAAAGCUGGCCUCCAAGGAAUUCUAUAUAAUUUGAAAACUACACAUUCAAAAUAAAUUACAUGAAAAUGAUGAAAUAAGA